AUGACAGAUAUUGGUUGUUGGCCCGAAAUAAUAAAUAAUGAUUUUAGARAAGAUUUUGUACAACUUGGACCAAUACAAGUUAAAAGCUAUAAUUUUCCUCAAUCUGAAAUAAAUGGUGAGCUAAGACGUUUUAAUCCAACAUUAUAUGACAAACGUUUAGAYAACGGUGAUGUUAGUAAACGAAACUGGCUAGUAUAUUCAAAAUAUAAGGAUAGAGCUUUCUGUUUUUGUUGUAAACUUUUUGACUCUAAUUCUACUGGUAAUUUAAGCAAGGGCGGUAUAAACGAUUGGCGACAUAUUGGGGAGAGACUUAAAUCUCACGAAACCACGAUUCUAACUUCCUUAAAGUCUUGGAUUGAAUUAAAACAAAGAAUAUCACAAGUAAAUACUAUAGAUAAACUUCAUCUAAMUAAACUAAACGCGGAUAAACAUUGGCAUGAUGUUAUUACACGAAUACUAGCAGUAAUCCAUUUUUUGGCAAAAAACUGUAUUGCAUUCAGGGGUUCUAAUGAUGUUUUAUAUCAAAAUAGUAAUGGAAAUGUUCUUAGUGCUAUUGAAAUGCCAAUUUUAAUCCUGUUAUACAAAAACACGCAGGGGCGUUCCGAGGCUUCCCUAUUUGGGGGGUUAUCAGUUUGA
Diuraphis noxia (Russian wheat aphid) is the source of this 636-nucleotide messenger RNA. RefSeq lists its product as uncharacterized. The record is from RefSeq and is a predicted model, not a curated record. NCBI's taxonomy places the organism in Eukaryota, Metazoa, Arthropoda, Insecta, Hemiptera, Aphididae.